UUUCUAAUCUCAAUCAAAAGGAUUUGCGUUUUAUCGACAAUGAGCAAAAGAAGGCAUGAAGAUGACGAAAUUGGUUCCGAUUAUUGCGGGAAUAGCGUCUCCAAAAGGAUUUCGAGAGAUGAGCGCCGCGUUGACUAUCGUCACACCACUGGUGAUCGCUACAAGGAGCGCGAUGACAAUGAACGCAGCAGAUCCUCAAAGAGCGAACGUCGUUACGACUCUGAUAGGUACGAUUCAGACCGUCCCCGACGGCGUACAGAAUAUGACGAUUACAACGAUAGAAGGCCUCCAAGAAGAAGGGAAUGUCCAAAACGAGAAUAUGAUGAAGACGAGCCGGAACGAGGUUCCCGACCUGCUUGGGAUAAUGCAAAAGUGAAACGCCAUGCAGAAAAGAUUCAGGAGCGCAAACUGCUGUGGAAAGGAGGAAAUGCUGCUUUGGAUGGAAAAUCUGGGGACGAAAAGAAUACGAGUGAUGACGAAGAAUUUGGCCCUCGUUUGCACCCAACCUCUUCCUCUGCUGGAAACAAACCUGAGAAGAGCGAGAAGAAAUUGGAGAACAAAUGGACAUCAAUGAUAGCUGCUUCUGCUAAAGACACAAAUCAAAUGGAUAAAUUUCAGAGAUUGAUGGGACUUAAAAAGAAUUCUGACAAUGAAAAGGCUCAAGAAAAAUCUCAAUCUGAUGAUCCUGAGAAGCAAGCACCAUCACUUAAUGCUGAAGAUUUGGAAAAAGAACGACUUAGACAAUUGGAACUUCAACGAAAAUUGGAUAUUCAAUAUGAAACGGCUCGACAUACCCAAUUUUCUCGUAGAGGAAAAGGACUUGGCUCUUUUUAA
Molecule: messenger RNA, 834 nt
Organism: Meloidogyne enterolobii
Lineage: Eukaryota; Metazoa; Nematoda; Chromadorea; Rhabditida; Meloidogynidae
Source: the annotation of a GenBank genome assembly